Molecule: messenger RNA, 2275 nt
Organism: Chlamydomonas reinhardtii
Lineage: Eukaryota; Viridiplantae; Chlorophyta; Chlorophyceae; Chlamydomonadales; Chlamydomonadaceae
Exons: 10
Coding region: 231-1604 (457 amino acids)
Biological process (GO): regulation of ribonuclease activity
Cellular component (GO): nucleoplasm; membrane; cytosol
Molecular function (GO): 2'-5'-oligoadenylate synthetase activity; double-stranded RNA binding
Source: RefSeq, a predicted model, not a curated record
GAUUUGGCGGGAAUGCCCCAAUCGGGCACGCGUGUCAACCGCUGCCGUCCAUUGACAUUCUAAACGCGUCCUUCAUCCAUAUGUACACCAUUGAGCAGACUUGUAUUACAGUUCAGCUAUAUUUUACAUCUUCGGUUAGCAAGGACAAACCUCGUUUGUUUUUAAGUGGACAACUGAACAACAGCUCUAUCUACCGUUUCGAGCGCACGAGGCAAGGAGAUUCAAGCAGCAUGAGCUAUUCUGAUUUUAUCAAGCUAGCGAGGGCGCUUUUCGAGCACGAGGACUACGAUGUCGAUCCAAGGGGUCUUAUGAUGACGAUGGCGUCGCUGACAUCGACCUCUAUGACCCAGUCGACACAGGUCGACAGCUUCGUGGCCCAGGCCCAGGCCCUUAAAGCUCAGGCCCGACUCUCCAAGGCAUCAGCUGCGGCACAAAGCCUCAGGCAGGUCUUCCCACCGAUCAGCGCUGGCGACCCACACCGCACACUCAAGAUGAUGCACCUGGACCUCACGCCCGGUGGGGACAAGAGCUACGUGCGCCACUUCAACGGGGAGCUGCGGCCGCUGACGGCACAGGGCGUGUCCAAUGCGGAGCCGCAGGCCGCCAACCACCUCAUUCACAAGCUGCUGGUGCAGUGCCCAGUCCUCAAGGUUGACCGGUUCCACAAGGGCGGCAGCUUCGGGCGCCGCACCCUCGUGCGCGGGGCCUUUGAUGUCGACCUGUCUGUGUUUGUGAUUAAGUUCCAGGAGCGGGCGCUCAAGGUUGCCGACUGGAGCGGCGAGGCGGGGGAGCGGCUGCAGCGCGAGAUGCAGCGGAUGGUGGCGGCGUACCUGCGGGGACAGGGGCUGCACGACGUGGUGGAAGUGGAGCACGGCACGCACUACAAGCACUGUGUCAACGUAAAGGUGCGUGGCGUGGACGUGGACGUCAAGAUGGCGGCGCACGUGGCGUCCCAGCAGGGCAAGCAAGCGACCACUCCUGACCGCGGCAAGGCGCAGCGCGACGUGCUGAUGCAGGCGCUAUGGGACACGCCGCCGCACCUGCGCCAGGCGGACCCAACUCGCGAGGCGGCCCUGGCGGAGGCGCUGACGGCGGUGGUCAAGGACACGCAUGAUCGUGUCAAGAGCUUGGUGCGGCUUAUCAAGUGCUGGUACAAGUACGGCCUCCAAGCGGAGAUACCGAACGUGCCCAGCGUGCUGCUGGAGACAGUGGUGCUGGCGGCGGCGCAACGCAAGGGCCUGCUCAGCCCCGGCAAGCAAGAUCGCACCGCAGAGGUGUCUCUGUUCCUGGCGGCCCUGGAGUUGCUGGACGAGGCAGUAUCGGACCGGAAAGUGGUGGUGCUGGAGGCGGGGCCGGUGUGGGGCUACACCCGGGCGCAAGCGGAGAGCUGCAGGCACGCGUGGCGGAAUGACACCGUGGUGGUGCUGCACCCUAUCGAUCCCACCUGCAACCUGGCGGCGCCCCAGCCGCGCCGCGCCGUGGACUGGUGCCGGCUGGCGCACAAGUCCCGCGAGCUGAAGCAGGUGGUGGAGGGUGGCAGCAUGUGGGAGCUGGAGCAGCAGAGCUCGCUGGCGCCCGCCAUUCGGGCGCUCAAGGCCGCGUGAGGCAGCAGGGUCAGUACGGUAGUGCGGAACGUGCGUGCACCACCUGCCGGUGGGCUGUGGCUGGGGCGCAUAUCAGGGGGCAGCUCUUGGGGGCAGCGGUGGGCGGGCGGCAGGGGUAACAUCAAGCGUGUUGGUUGGUCAGCCAUCCCAUGUUGCGGUGUUGCGGUGGCAUGUGUCGUGGCGGCAGCAGGGUUAUGGUGUCCGGACUGUCAAUGCGAGGCCCAAAUGAAGCACGCCAUUGGCACGGAAUGCGGCUGUGAACGGAGCCGGGUGACCGCCAAGCGGGGACCUGCGCACCUGCAAUGUGAGCAAUGUUUGCCGAUGGCAUGAAGGUGUCUAGGCGGCACGGGGAUCGAGCUUGCUUGCUGGCGCUCAACCCCAGGGGAGGGUAAACCCUCAGCCCAUCAUUGGAUCGCCACGAGUUUCUUAACUGUCAUUGACAAAGUGGAGAUCUGGCGGCAAGCCUGGCGGCAUGGAGGCCAAGUAGACGACACUAGGCGGUGCUUUCUUUGGACCACAUGACUUAGGAAUGCCAGCACUGUGGAUCGGGACGGGAUGCCCACGUUGUGGCGUCUGAGGCAUCUGACGUAUGGUGUGGAAGGCCGUUAAGCGAGUGGCACAGUGGCGUGUACCGAUGGCGCAAGACAGUACACAAUGGACACACAAUGAAC